AUGUCGAAACCGGCACCAUCAGGAGCAGCGGCGAUGAGGCGACCAUCGCGCACGCCCAAUCCGACCGACAAGAUCCUCGGUGUCUUCUCCAACGUCGAGCCAUCGCCGACGCUCGACCACAUGAUCCGCUACCUCUCCACCUGGUCGGGCACGGACAAGUGUCUCAUGCUCACUCAAUACUCGUCCAAGCUCGUCAUCGCUCUGCUCAACCUCCAGUACGCACUGCGACUGCGCUUGCUCGGCAUCAAAUCCACCAAGCCCUCAUCCGUUGGGCAACGAGUGGCCAAGCUCAGCUCGCUCAUUAGCGAUGCUAGGAUGCUGUACCGUAUCUGGGGCAUUCUGCCGAUCAUCAAGUGGAUGAUCGGGCUGGAGAGGUCGCCGCCUCCGACACGACUUCUGCACAACAUCGAGCGCAUUCAGGGCUGGUCCAUGCUGGCGUACUGCCCGAUGGAGGCGCUGGCCUAUCUGGGAAGCCACGGUGUUGUCUCGGUGCCGACUACGAUUCAGAACGCCUUCUGGCUUUGGGGCUCGCGGUUCUGGGCGCUCUACGUGGGUCUGCAACUGCUCCACCUCGUCGAGGACAACCGACUUCUUCGACUGCGCGCAAAGGCACUCGAGCGCUCCCGCGGUCACCCUACACCCAACAAGAUCCAGAUCAACACCAACGGCUACCUCCCCUCCUCGGGCGCAAACACGCCAGCAGCCUCCGAAAAGUCCGGCUCUGCGUCGCAGGAACAGGUCAUCACGCGCAGGAUGUGGGACGAGUUGGACGACAGGAAAGCCGCCAUCCUCAACGAGCUCUGGGUCAACCUGGGCUAUCUGCCGCUCACCAUCCACUGGUCUUGUACGAAGGGGUUGAUCUCGGAUGGCUGGGUGGGACUGUUUGGUACCAUCGCGGCCAUGGCUGGAUUGCGGUCGGGUUGGAAGAACAGCGCUGCUCCGCCAGUGCCCCCUGCUGCUGUAGCGAGUGCGUAG
Molecule: messenger RNA, 975 nt
Organism: Kalmanozyma brasiliensis GHG001
Lineage: Eukaryota; Fungi; Basidiomycota; Ustilaginomycetes; Ustilaginales
Product: Peroxisomal biogenesis factor 11
Exons: 1
Coding region: 1-975 (324 amino acids)
Biological process (GO): peroxisome fission
Cellular component (GO): peroxisomal membrane
Source: RefSeq, a predicted model, not a curated record